AUGGUUAGGAGCUCGACCGCCGGCGCCCCACCGCCCGUCUCUAACAUCUUCAAGAUGCAGAAAGGAAGACACAUCAAGAAGUCGUACGUGGACGUGUUCAACCCGAGCGGGGCGGCGACCAGGCCGCUGCCGCCCGCCGCCGAGCUGCUGGGCGCCUCCCUCCCGCCCGCCCCUAGCGAGGCGCCCAACUACUUCGUGCCCGCACCCACACAGGCUUUGGAAGUGAGCAUACCGGAAUUAUUACUGGAUUCCCCACUCCCAUCCCCGAUCCCAUCCAACCCUGAGAGCGGCUUCUACGAUCCAACACAAAUGACGACCGGCGACGAUGACCAAUACCGCAGUGGCAUAUAG
This is a messenger RNA of Parnassius mnemosyne (clouded apollo), 351 nucleotides long. Lineage: Eukaryota; Metazoa; Arthropoda; Insecta; Lepidoptera; Papilionidae. The record is from the annotation of a GenBank genome assembly.